AUGUGUGUCCACUAUUAUGAUGUCAGGGAUCAUUAUGACACAACUACUGCAAAACUUUCAAAGCAUAUACAGAAUGGAAAAUUCAGUUGGAACAAUAUGCAUUUGGCAGUGCAGAGCUUGCAACAGAUCGAUGCCAAAUUUGGUCAAUCUGGCAACAGGGGGAAGCAAUACCAAUUUAAAAUGGGGGAACUCUUUGAUGAGACAUGCAGGAAGAAGUUAAUAGGGAUUCUAACAGGUGCAGGGGCUGUAUAUUUACUAUACAGAGCUAUCCGAUCAGGUCUGGUCACUCCGCAGGAGGAGGAUGAAGACCUGCUUAUUGACAAGUGUGGGAAUAGUACCUUGGACAGUAUUGGUGCUCUGGGAGAUCACUCCGUUCCACCAAGUUCUGUUUCAUCAAACUCUGUCAAGAUGACUCUUCAGGACCUGAAGAGCAUUUUGACUAUCCUUCAUGAAAGUAAAGAUCCUGUGAUUAGAGGAACGAUCUUAACCAGUAUUUAUCGCAUCCCUGGCUUUUCCGCUAACCAGGAGCUAUUCCGGUCCGAAGGCGGAAUUUCCAUCAUCGCCGAAUCGCUGGAUGAUCCCCUCAGCUACAUCAAGGCCAGCGCUGUGACAGUUUUCAACUUCCUCGGUAACGACCCUGUAAAUCGUGACUUGCUGGUGAAAUACAUCCCCCAGGUUCUGAAACUGACCACCUCCACAUUCCAAGAGUUCGAACAGCUGCCGUGCCUGAGGUUCCUCACCAAGAUGUCCCACAAUCACCGGAGCCAUUUCAUGCUGAAACAUGUCACCCCACACUUCUUCCACCUGCUGCAAACGGGAUCGUCCAGCAUCAAAUUCCAGGUGCUCCAGAUCCUCAUCAACUUCUCCACCAAUUUGGAGCUGACGUUUGACAUGCUCAAUGUCCCGGUUCAAGCUUCAUUCCUUUUCCUGUUCAACUAUUUCCAACGGCAGGAUGUCCUGAACGACCUCCUCUUGUUCAUUAGCAACCUGAACGACGUCAGGAGGAGCCUCCCCUACAGGUCUGGCAACCGUGAAUACUGCGAGGACUCGAUUUUUGUCCUGUUGUUUGGACCCAACUCACAGUUUUCAAGCAGGCUUAUCUAUUUAAUGGCUUUCCCCGAUGACAGAAUUAAACUGCAGGCUGCCCGGAUAGUCACAAACUUAGGGUGA
Molecule: messenger RNA, 1170 nt
Organism: Carcharodon carcharias (great white shark)
Lineage: Eukaryota; Metazoa; Chordata; Chondrichthyes; Lamniformes; Lamnidae
Product: armadillo repeat-containing protein 10-like
Exons: 1
Coding region: 1-1170 (389 amino acids)
Cellular component (GO): nucleus
Source: RefSeq, a predicted model, not a curated record